Molecule: messenger RNA, 1413 nt
Organism: Symbiodinium sp. CCMP2456
Lineage: Eukaryota; Dinophyceae; Suessiales; Symbiodiniaceae
Source: the annotation of a GenBank genome assembly
AUGUGGGAGUUUCUGGCCGUGGUGCUGUGGAGACGCAGGCUCCUGCUGCGGCUCUCCGGCGCCAUCUCGGCCUCCUUCGCCCACGUGGCGAACUUGCUGCCCUUCGAAGACGUGGGACAGCGGAUCGCGCUCGCCAGCUGGGUCCACGCCCGCAACGUUGCAAGGACCCAGGGCCGCCAGGUCUCCCUCUACACGGUGGAGGUCGCCAACGAGCCUCGCGUCCGUCGGGAUGCGGCCUUCACGGCUUUGCCGGACCUCACCCGCACGGCGCGGCACGUCAUGGCCGUGGGCCACACGCAGAUCCCGAGCCUGCCGCUUCUCCGGGACAUCCUGGAGAGAGCGAUGGAUCUCACGGAGGACUUUAUCGUGCUCACCAUCGCCGACCUUGGCCUCACUGCAGACUUCUACGCUCAGGUGCAAGCUCUCCUCGAUGAGGUCGCGCCCGCGCAGUCCCUGAGCAUCCUCCGCGUCGGCAUCGGAAACUGGAGCCGCCACGUCCACCAGCGUCACUGGCACAAGGGUGGAAGGGUGUACCUGAAGCCGUUCUUCGACUUGGUUCGCCAGUUUCCGCAGAUCCAUCCCGGCAGCGACUGCUUCGUCUUCCCGCGCGCCGCACUCCCGCGGAUGCUCCCCAUGGUGGGCUAUGUCUUCUACGGCGUUCCGCCUUUCGGGAAAUGCAUGCUGAUGGCAAUGGGAGCAGCCACUGGUGGUGCGGUGAUGGAAGUUGCAAAGCAACAGCUCACCUUCCACCUCAACGCUGCUGAAAGGGAUCGCAAGCCGAACGGCCAGUUGCACUUCCAUUGGCAGGAGGAGACCUCGAUGAAGAAGGAGCUGCACUCCUUUAACAAGUACGUCGGCUUUGCCAUGGCGAGCUCUGCCCUUGAGAGUCACUUCGUCGACUUGGAGCAAUGCUUCAGGGAAGUCGGCAUCAUUACUGGCCUGGUGCUGGUGAUCAGCCGGAAGAGCACGGGAGUGAUCCCUUACGUUCUUGAUGUCGAUUUGAUCCAGAUGAAAAAUGCCAGCAGCGGUCGAAUUCGAAGCCGACAGCGGGUGUGGGGCCUCCCUCCAGCGCUGGAGAGGGGAGACUUCGGGCCAACGGUGGUGGUGGCCCGGCUCCAGAUGCCCUACGAGGCGGGCGACUGCCUCGGCUGGGCCUGGCGCUACGAUGUGACCGGCCUGAAUUUGGGCAGCGAGGAAGUGCAAGGAGGACCUGCCCCAACGCUGUACUUGCCGGUGAGUCGUGAAUAUGGAGUCACCAAUACGCUGACCUAUCCAUUGAGCCUGCGGCACCGACUGGCCGUUCGGGCGAUCGCGCAGGCCGGCAUCCCGCGCGUGGCCUUUGAGAGACGGAAAAGGGCACUGGCUCAAGACUGUUCGGCGCAUUCGGAAUUUGAUGCCAAGCUUUCCGGUUGA